UUUAACUAUAUAUUCAAUAACCCUAAAAACAAAUCACAUCACUACCGCCGUCUACGGCUUCCAUUUUACCGCCUAUUUCCGCCGCCGCCUCUCUACUGCCGUUUCUGCUGAUUUCGCGUGGAGGGAUUGGCGAUAACCAGUCAAUAAGAUUUGAGUGUGGGUAGGGAAGGGAAAGUUUUGUUCUUCAUGGGUACUAAAAGUGCCGCGAGUGAUGGGCAUGAGAGACAGAAACGUGAGGGUAAAGACAAAAAUGUGUCUAAGAGAACUGAAGAUGACAGUGAAGUAAGUGCCGCUAAAAGUGCGGCUGAUGAGGUAGAGAGGAAGAAGGAAAGGAAGAAGGAAAAGAAGAUGAAAAGGAGUGAGUUAAAGAAGAAGCAGAGUAGUGAUAAUGUUAGUAACGAUGAUGAUGGGCACGAGAGACAAAAAUGUGACGAUGAACCUGAAGCUGACAGUGAAAUUGGUGCUGCUAAAAUUGUGGCUGAUGUAGUUUUAAGUAACCAUGAGGUAGAGAAGGAGAAGGAAAAGAAGACGAAAAGGAGCAAGUCAAAGAAGCGGAGUAGUGAUGAUGUUAUUAACGAAGAUGAGAAUGAGCACGAGAGACAAAAACGUGAGGUUAAAGAAAAAAAAGUGUCUAAGAGACGAGAAGCUGACAAUGAAGUAACUGCUGCUAAAACUGUGGUGGAUGCAGAUGUAAAUAACCAUGAGGGUGAGAAGGAGAAGGAGAGGAAGAUGGAAAAGAAGAUGAAAAAGAGCAAGUCAAAGAAGAAGCAGAGUACUGAUAACAUUGUUAACAAAGAUGAUGAUGGGCAUGAGAGACGAAAAUCUGAGGAUAAAGUCAACAAUGUGUCCAAGAGACCUGAAGCUGACAGUGAAGUAUGUGCUGCUAAAUUCGUGGCUGAUGUAGAUCUAAUUAACCAUGAGGUUGAGGAGGAAAGGAAGAAGUUGAAAAGGAGCAAGUCAAAGAACAAGCAGAGUAGUGAUAGUGUUACUAACAAAGAUGAGAAGAAGAGGAAAAAGCGGAAGAGAGAACAUAUAACAAGCGAAGGAGUUGAGGCUGACAGUCCGUCAAAAAAAUCUGCAUCCAAAGGAACAUCUAAGAGAGUUAGUUUUUCUGAGGGGGUGCAGAUUUUUGAAUCAUCUGAUGAUCCAAGUGAUGGGGAGACUGAUCAGAACAAGAAACUUGUGCGAGGGAAACGAUUCUCACCCGAGGAAGAUGAACUAGUUAAAACAUCCGUUUUAAACUAUAUCAAUAACCAGGGAUUAGGUGAAGAGGGUCUUCAAAAAGUUCUGCACUGUAAGAAGCAUCCUGAAUUAAAGCAUUGUUGGAAGGAAAUAGGAGCAGCCCUACCUUGGAGGCCGUCGGAGAGUGUUUAUUAUCGAGCGCAUAUCUUGUUUGAAAGGGAUGAGAACCGUUCUUGGACAGAAGAAGAGUUGGAACUUGUGCAGAAGUUUCAUGAUAAGUAUGGGCCUGACUGGAAAACAUUGGCAGAUGCACUUGGAAAACAUAGGGUUCAUGUAAAAGAUGCAUGGCGUAGAAUUAAGUUAGCAAAUAGGAAUAGAGGAAAGUGGUCUCAAGAGGAGUAUCAGAAUUUAUUUGAUCUAGUAAACAUGGAUCUGCGUAUGAAAGCUUUUGAGGAAAGAAGGUUGACUAAACAUGGAAUGCUGCGGGACAACAUCGCUUGGACAGCAAUUAGUGACAAGCUGGGGACUAGAACUACUCCAAUGUGCUGCAUGAAGUGGUAUAAUCAAUUAACAUCGCCUAUGGUAGCGGAUGGUGAAUGGUUUGAUGUGGAUGAUUACCAUCUUCUGAUUACUUUAUAUGAAUUGGACGCAUGCUGCAUGGAAGAUGUGGAAUGGGAUGAUCUUCUGGAGCAUAGAACCGGUUAUAUAUGUCGAAAGAGAUGGAGCCAAAUGACAAGAAACCUUGAUGGGGAUAGGCAUAUGUCUUUUGCUAACCAGGUUGAAGUUCUGAUUAAGCGGUACUGCCCAGAUGUGCUUGAAGCGAGAGAAGCUUAUUAUAGCAAACCUGUAGCUUGAACUUUGUGGUCCGUGUCCAGCAAACCUGUACAUGCAUUUGCUGAAGCUGUUGCAACAUAGAAAUUUAUAUGGAAUCAGAAAUGAUUUGUUUUUACCAGGCGUCCAGUGUUUCUGUGUCCCUUGCUUAGUGAGGGACAGCAGUAUCUUUUGAGAGUUUUGUUUUGCAAAAGGAAAUUUAUUGCAUAAGAUAAUCUAGAAUCUCUAUAGGUUUCCAGUUUUCCCCUUGUUAAACUACUUUUAUAGUGUAAGUCAAAGAUUAAUUUAAUGUGAGAGGCAAUUUGAUGAUCC
Mercurialis annua (annual mercury) is the source of this 2325-nucleotide messenger RNA. Its product is annotated as phosphatidylinositol N-acetylglucosaminyltransferase subunit A. Gene Ontology annotation, biological process: GPI anchor biosynthetic process. Gene Ontology annotation, cellular component: glycosylphosphatidylinositol-N-acetylglucosaminyltransferase (GPI-GnT) complex. The transcript has 2 exons. The coding region runs from base 187 to 2037 and encodes 616 amino acids. NCBI's taxonomy places the organism in Eukaryota, Viridiplantae, Streptophyta, Magnoliopsida, Malpighiales, Euphorbiaceae. Gene Ontology annotation, molecular function: phosphatidylinositol N-acetylglucosaminyltransferase activity. The record is from RefSeq and is a predicted model, not a curated record.